Molecule: messenger RNA, 11562 nt
Organism: Falco peregrinus (peregrine falcon)
Lineage: Eukaryota; Metazoa; Chordata; Aves; Falconiformes; Falconidae
Gene: SLC1A2
Product: solute carrier family 1 member 2
Exons: 11
Coding region: 850-2577 (575 amino acids)
Biological process (GO): L-glutamate transmembrane transport
Cellular component (GO): plasma membrane
Molecular function (GO): L-glutamate transmembrane transporter activity; glutamate:sodium symporter activity; neutral L-amino acid transmembrane transporter activity
Source: RefSeq, a predicted model, not a curated record
CGCGGCCCGGCAGGCGGGGAGGCAGCGGCGGGCCCCUGGGCCGGGCGGGCUGUGGGACCCCCUCCCGCUGGCCCGCACGCCGGGGAACACGAGGGGCAUGCGGCGGCAGUCGGGCGCCCACCGUGUGUGUGUGUGUGUGGCGGGGGAGUCGCUCCCUCCCGUCGCUCCCGGCCGGCUCCCCAGAGUCCCGGCGAGCCCUCUCGGUGCGGAGGGCCGGGCCUGCCCCGGGGAGGCGGUGGCGGCCCGCGGCGAGCGGGGCAGGUCGCGGUCGGCGGCGCCCGGCCCUCCCCCUGCGAGGGGCUCGCUGCCCCUCUGCCCCCACCCCCCACCCCGCUUCUGUCAAGGAGCGGUUGGGGGGAUUUAUAGGAGUAACAACGGCUCGUGAUGUCAGCCCGUGCCUAAAAUAGAGAGGGAUUGACUGCAAAUCCACGGCUCGAGGGCUAAAACCUUCCAAUCCAGCCUCAGCCAGCACCGCGCCGAUGUGAAGUCACCCCCACCUCCCGCACACGCACACACACACACACGCACACGCACCCCACGGCGAGGGGAGGGCGCCGGCCAUCGCAGCCCGGGUGCCAGCGCCUCCGCGCCCCGCCGGCCACUGCUGGACGGCCGGGGGCAGCAGCGCCCGUCCCCGGGCACGGGGAGCCCUCGCUGGGCGGCGGCGGGAGGGAGAGCGGCGGAGGCGAGCCGCCGGAUCCGCGCCCUGCGGAGCGCCGGGAUUACACGGAACUGCGCGCUCCUUCCGAGACGCGGGCGAGGGUUAUCCCAAAGAGCCAGCCUCCUUCGCGCACUACUGUCCAAAAUAAUCCCUUGGACUCUUGAGAAGACAGGGGGGCUUUCGGGACCAUGGCAUCGACCGAAGGUGCCAACAAUAUGCCUAAGCAAGUAGAAGUACGGAUGCAUGAAAGUCAUUUAAGUCCAGUGGAGCACAGAUCCAGGAACAUAUGUGUGCAGUUCUGCCAGUCGCUCCACAGGAAUCUGCUCCUGACUCUUACUGUAUUCGGUGUCAUCCUGGGUGCACUGUGUGGGGGUCUUCUUCGUCUAGCAACACCUAUUGACCCUGAUAUCAUCAUGUUAAUAGCCUUCCCAGGAGAUAUACUUAUGAGGAUGCUAAAAAUGCUGAUCCUCCCUUUAAUUAUCUCCAGUUUAAUCACAGGACUGUCUGGUUUAGAUGCUAAAGCAAGUGGCCGAUUGGGUACAAGAGCCAUGGUCUACUAUAUGUCCACCACUAUUAUUGCUGCUGUGCUGGGCGUGAUUCUGGUUUUAGCCAUCCAUCCAGGGAAUCCAAAACUCAAGAAACAGCUUGGUCAAGGGAAGAAGAAUGAUGAAGUAUCUAGUCUGGAUGCUUUCUUGGAUCUGAUCCGAAACCUCUUCCCUGAAAAUCUAGUCCAAGCAUGCUUUCAGCAGAUCCAAACUGUCACCAAGAAAGUGCUGGUGCCACCACCCAUUGAAGAACUGCCUAAUGUCACUGAUUCUGCUUUUGCUCUGAUGAAUGAGACGGUGCGCGAAGCACCACCAGAAGCCCAGCUGGUCAUUAAGAAGGGACUUGAAUUUAAGGAUGGCAUGAAUGUCCUGGGUCUGAUAGGAUUCUUUAUUGCUUUUGGCAUUGCUAUGGGGAAAAUGGGAGAACAGGCCAAGAUGAUGGUGGAUUUCUUCAACAUCCUGAAUGAGAUUGUAAUGAAGUUAGUAACUAUGAUCAUGUGGUAUUCCCCUUUAGGCAUUGCUUGCCUCAUCUGUGGAAAAAUCAUUGCAAUUAAGGACUUAGAAGUAGUUGCUAGACAACUUGGCAUGUACAUGGUCACUGUGAUUGUGGGUCUUCUCAUCCACGGAGGGAUCUUCCUGCCUCUGCUCUACUUUGUGAUAACAAGGAAAAGCCCAUUUUCGUUCCUUGCUGGGAUUUUCCAGGCAUGGAUCACCGCACUAGGCACAGCUUCCAGUGCUGGAACAUUACCUGUCACAUUCCGGUGUCUUGAAGAAAAUCUAGGCAUUGAUAAGCGUGUAACAAGGUUUGUUCUUCCCGUUGGAGCAACGAUUAACAUGGAUGGAACUGCCCUUUAUGAAGCUGUGGCUGCCAUCUUCAUAGCACAGAUGAAUGGAAUUGAGCUGGAUGGAGGACAGAUAGUUACUGUGAGUUUGACCGCCACCCUUGCAAGUGUUGGAGCUGCCAGUAUUCCCAGCGCGGGACUUGUCACUAUGCUUCUGAUCCUUACUGCAGUGGGUCUCCCUACCCAGGACAUCAGUUUGCUUGUCGCUGUUGACUGGCUUUUGGACCGGAUGAGGACGUCUGUCAAUGUAGUGGGGGAUUCUUUCGGUGCUGGCAUUGUCUACCACCUUUCCAAGGCAGAACUUGACACCAUUGAUUCCCAUCAUAAAGGGCACGAAGACAUUGAAAUGACCAAGACUCAGUCAAUCUAUGACGACAUGAAAAAUCAUAGGGAAAACAACUCAAACCAAUGCGUUUUUGCAGCUCACAACUCAGUCAUAGUAGAUGAGUGCAAGGUAACACUGGCAACCAAUGGCAAAUCUGCAGACUUCAGUGUUGUUGAAGAAGAGCCUUGGAAACGUGAAAACUAAGGGAAGAGGUUCCUAGCUCCAUCUUUAGUAAGCCCUGAAGCUAUCUUCUGGCAAAAGAUAUCACGAUUAAAGAAGAUUUCUCUUUUUUCUAUUUAACAGCUACAGUUUCUGCUUACUUAAUUUCUUAACUGAAACUUAGCAAAGAUCUCAUCGAGUCAUGGUAGUGUCUUUGCCAAGCAAUGAUACAUAACCAUCUGUCUCCCUUGUGUUACUGUUUGGAUGAUGCAGCUGGAGAAUACUCCAUGCAGUGCAAUGUGCUCUCACCCACCUCCCCUUUCAUUCAAGACACAGAGAAUGUAAAUGCUGCAAAAUGGGAAGAUCAAAGUGCCAGUACGGUUCACUACAGAGACUCAGGGUCACAAAUACGAGAGAAACAUAGCACCACAUAAACCUUCAAGUGUUUUGGUGACUCUUGUGGCAUACCUGAUCUAUUUAGCACUGUAUGGCUGAAAUAUCUUUUGAAAAUAUCCAUAAAGAUUUCUAUUUGUUUUAAUAAUAACAAGCACUGUAUUUUUGUGCCUAGUUGUACUUUAAACUGAACUUAGAUCCAGGGACAAGAUUAAUGUGUAGAAGUUAGUAGAUUAUCCCAAACAUUUGGUUAGAUCCGUACAACUAAUACUUAACAUCAAGACAAGACCUUGGAUUUGUAUGCGCAUGUGAUGUGUUUUUAUCGGCUGUCCCAGGGCAGGUGCAGCCUUAUGCUGGGGCUGUGCUGCUUUGUGACCACAACGCGUCAUGUAGUACAAGGCAGUAUUACAAGGGUUGGUAGUUCCUUCACUAAAUUUAUGCCUGAUGUACAAAAUACAGAAUACCAUGGGCUCAGUUAUGUCAUUCUUAAAGUAGGUAGCACCUUACUAUUCACCCUGCUCCACUGAUGUCAGAGGGAUUCCUCGUGUGGACUGGACUACUCAAGUAAGGUACUGCUGAGACUGAUCAUGGAUGCCAUGACUGGGUAUUUGAUAAUGAGCUAUAAACAAAUUCUGAAUCCAUUGCUCUAAGAAAUUAAGUUUUUGAAUGCAAUCAUCAGUAGCAUUUGGUGUGCAGUGAAAGCCAUCUUUCAAGUAUAUGUCAUAUUUCAGAGAAUGGCUAAAUCCUGAAUUCAUUGCUAAGCUGAAUUCCACAUAAGGUUAAUAGAAUUUGGCCAGGGUUAGGACAGAAUGAAGAAUAAAGCAGGAUUUCAGGAUUUAGACCCGUACAUUGAAUAUACAUCUCUCUCUCUGUCUUUUGCAGAGUAACAAACACGUAUAACUCUCUAAUGUCAGAUACAUUUAUCUUAGAGCACAUGGCAUCUGAAUUAACAAGAUGGUGUUUUGUCAACAUAGCUGACUCAUCCUGUCAGAAGAAAUUAGAGUGAUAAUUAUUACCCUGUGAAGUGCUUUAAAAGGUCCUUGUUAAUACUCAGCAGUUUUAAGGCACUGUUGAAUGCUAUUUGUACUGUUAGCAAUGUUCUAUAGCAAAGCUGAGCCAUGCGACCUUGGGAGUCUCUGUGCACAGAAUACGCUUUGUGCAGUUUUGGGGGGAGCUCUGAGAGGUUCUCAGAACGAAUCAGAGUAUGAGCGUAUGGUACACUUAAAAGUGUCAGAAAACAGGGUUGAAACAUUUACGGAAAUUGGCCAUUCAGUGCCUGUGCUCAGACCUGUCAUGGAUUUAAACAGAAAUAACGUGUUUAAAUGUAGAGUGGUAUUUGGCUUUGUAGAAGCUAUUGAAAUAUAAAUAUAAUCUGCUUUUGCUCAUCUGCAUUCAUAUAAAUAUCUCCAAAAAUGCACACGGACCUGAGCCAGCCAAGGCUACUGGCAUGGAUCAUCAUGUGCAAGAUCAGCUCCGUUGGGGGAGUGCCCCUCAUGGAAGCAUUUGCUGUUGUGGAAUGUUUUUCUUGCCAUUGUAUUUUGUCCUCAUUUGCAUGCCGUGGCUACAGUCCCAAGCAAGGUGGCCGAUAUAAUUUAACAAAUACUGAACCACUGUGAAGUCUGUAGGCCUCUAACACGCAUUAGAGGUGGAGACCUUUUCCAAAGGCCUCCUGAAGCAUUUUAAGGAUUGUUUUUUGUGUGAGUGAUGGAAUUGUAGGAUAUUUGAGGAAGUGGUAGGCAGGUUGUCUUCUCUUUUCCUCAGUCAUUGGUAUCAGGAUAUUCAGAGUUAACCUAUAGCUGACUGCUGCUUCUCCCAAUUUACAUUCAAAGACAUUUUUACUGCUGGGUUAUGUGCUAGAAAUGUGCCUGGGAUGGUGUGCAGGUACUCUAAAGUGUUGCCUGCUCUGAGGGUGCUGGCUCACAUAACGUGAAAUUUGCUGUGACUUGGGUGGUAAUUAUAUCCAAGAAUAACAUGCAGUGUUUACCCCGGUUUAUAUCCAGCAUUCUCAAGCUGUUUCGUGGCACAGCUCACCCAUUAAUAGAUGACUUCUUUUCCUCUUCACUGUAGUAGUUUCCUAGGAGCAGCCACACUGAUUGCUUGCCUUGAAAGUACCUUUAAAAAAUGGGUCCCAUGCACUUUUAGCUGUCAUCGGAGACUGUUUAGCCGUUGGAAAAAACUAGGGAUGCCAGCAACAUGUGACUAGGCAGCUCCACAAAAUUAUCUAUUGAGAAACAGUUAGAAUAUGCUUAGACUUACCCACUUGGGACGUAUUGUCCUUUGAAGAGCGCUUCUUUGGAUAGAGAUUAGGGGAGGAAGAAAUGAGAUGCUGGAGAAACCCCACCCACACAAGGAAGAAUAAAUUUGGGUCUUUUGAUAGGACUAGAAUAGCAGACUGUGAUUUUAACAUAGUAAUUCUGUAGAUACAGUAACUCAGGGAUGUUUCAAAAGAUAAUUACGAUGGUACUUCUCUAUUUAAAUGUGGAUGUGGGAGAAGGAGAAAUGUUGUUUUUGGUAUACUCCUCUGUUUUUAGCCUGACUGAAUAUUUAAUAUAGUGUGACUCCAGCGCAGCACUGUAUUUAACCAUCAAAAAGCUUUCCAUUUCUCUGGGAAAAUGUAACUCACUCUUGGCUUGCAUUUCUCGAUUUGCUCAUUCCACAUGAGGCUGGGUUGCUACUUAACUAAAUAAACAGAAAAUAACCCAGAGACCAGCCACUUCAGCUAAUACAGGGUUCGCAUUUCAGCAGGCAUUGCUGGCUACUGGCCAGUCUCCUUUUAGUUUCACCAGGAGUGUUGCAUUAAUUUGCAUCUGGCCGAUCUUUUGUUUGCAGUGCUAGGGUGGCAAAAUUAAAGGAAAAGCAGAGCGAUUUUUUUUUUCUGUGUAGUUCCUAAACAAAUUAACAUUUCUUUCUAUAUCCAUCUCAUUUGUUGCUCUGUCAGUUCCACACACCCACGCCCACCCUUGUCUGUGCAACUGUGAUAUCCUUUGCUGUCUGGUUUGCUGACACUGGCACAUGGGCACAUGGAAAAGUAUAGACCAGGCGAAGACUCAGUUAAUUGCAUACUUAAUUAAAUACAUGCUUAUGCAUUUGCUUUUUUGGCUUUUUUGCUUUUUGCUGCUGCUUUUUUUUUUUUUUUUUUUUUCAUUUACUGCUUAAGCUAGGUCGCCAUGCUCUUAGUAUCUGUUCAUUGAAACUAAAGCAUCCUGUACAUUAGAGCUACAGAAGAGGUAGAGCACUUCGCUGCUGAAUUUGUUUCUUCAUUGCUUCCUUUAGAAGAUAAAGGCUGCACCAGCACUGUAAGAAAUGCGCGCGGGUCUUCACAUGAAGGUGCUUGAAACAGGUAGGGGAUAAGCCAUUUGAACCAUAUUGUGGGAUGUGCGCCUUCCAUUUGAAUGAGUGAGAAACUCAGUAUGUCUUCAAAAAACUGUUUGCUAUAGUAAAACCUGUGCCUGCAGUGCUCUGACUACGUGAAAGCCCCACUGAAAUCUAUGGGAAUCAUGGUCUUCCAGGAAAGGUCAGAUCCCUUCCCGUCUCCAUUAAGUUAUAAGAUAUUUCACAAUCCCAUCCUAGGGGAUAGUCUUUGUCUGCGAUUUAUGAUGACGUUGAUUCUCACAUCCAGAAGACUUCUGCCAAAAUGCUUCUUUUUUGCCUACUUUUUUCUAUGCUAAAAGUCCAGCAAUGAAUUUAAAACUCAGCACAAAAAUAUGGAUGACUAUCAUUAAGGUUUUUUUUCCAUUUCUUUUCUAAGAUACAGCUGCUCUCAAUUUCUUUCUCAAAGCACAUGGAAUUCCAAACUUUAUGCCACUUUAAAGCGUACAAGUAAUACAGAUUUCUGAUUCAUUUUCCAUCACUCCCAGGGUCAUUAGUUUUCCAGCAGUAGACACUCAGAAGAGCAGACUAUUCAUCUGAGAAGCUGCAGCAACAGUGUUUGAACAUAUUUAUUCUGGCAACUGCCUGGAUUUUCUUUGCCUCCUCAUCUUCACUUGUGUUGUUGCAGCCUUGUUGUAGCAACGCAGCAGCAAUCGCACAAAUCCCCAAAACCACAGGCAAUAUUAAACCUCACCUCUGACGUUCACUUCUGUAAUUAUCUUUUAAAAGGAUCUGAGCUUUAGGACCAGGCUCAGGAGAAUCCUUUUGAUAUAACUGUUUCUCAUUUCAUUAAGUUACAUUUGUCUAUUUUUAUUGCUGCAUUUGAACUAAUUUGCAGAAGGACAAAUAAGGGCACUUUAUAAAAAUGUACUGUAAUAUUACUCUGUUUUGAGCCAGAUUACUAUCCUUGAUUUUAUUACUGUGACUUCUAAGGCCACAAUUAAGAUAUUUUUCAUGUUAGUUGUUAGGAUAGGCAUAUAGUCCAUUGGCACAAUUCACCUCAGCUAUAAUUCACCGUAUAAGACUAUGUAGAAGCUGCUGUUCCCAGCAGAAAGCCCUCUCGGGAAGAUGAGUUAUAUUCUUCUCUCCAAUCAUAUUGAUGGCUUUGAAGGAAAAAUAUUUACCCAAUUUCCUUUGUCUGAAUAAUGAUAUAGAGAGUGUAGCUUAAAGUACUGGGGAAAAAAAAGAGCAUUGCAAUACCGAAGUGUCAAAGCAGCAGUCCAGCUGUAAACAAAUUGUUCAGCUUCACCAUGUUAUGUUACGUUCUUGCUUACAGUUUACCUGAGACAGUGUAUUUAGUACAUAUUCCUUUCAAAGUCAUUGUUAUUUCUUCCCACGUAGGCGCCAAGGCUGUGUCUCUGCGGUCCGCAGACAAAGCACAGGUCCUGCAGUUCGGCACACCCAAGGCAGGACUCCCGGCAAUGACCCCAGCAGUGCCUGGGCACAGGCUGGGCAGUGGGUGCCUCCCUCAUUUUUUCCUCCUUAUAGUUUGACGUUAAAUUGAAUUCUGCUGCUAUUAAUGGGUCAAACCGCUGCUGAUGCCCAGGUGCUGGUAAUUCUUUUACUUUGUGUAUGAGUGGGCUCCUUGGCACGAGGCUCUAGGAAACCGUUCCUUGCACAUGCUCCCCUGCUCGGGGGAAACCUGGUGACUUCCCACUACCGGUUGAUACAAAUCCUAACGGAUAGGGUGGUUGUGCAGUUGCAACAAUGAGUCUUAUGGAAAACCCAGGCUCCAAACAUUGAAAAAAUCUAAAGCAUACGACGGAGACACUGAGUAGGUCUCUACUAGCCCAGGAUGGGAAUCACCAACAGGCUAAUGCAGGAUUUGGGGAGGCAAGAAAACUUGUGAGACUUCUCACCCAACCUUUGAGCCCCUUCCUCUUCUAGCUGCAUUCUGCUGCAGAGCCCAUGCUGAUCAAUGCCAGAAUGUCCAGUCCUUCUAGUCUGAUUUUUCAAAAUUCUGGAGGCCUGCAAUUGUUUUUAAUGAUGCUCUGUGGCGCACACCAUUACAUGAAGGGAAACUGUCACAGGCAGCAUCACACAACCUGGAUAGUCUCGUACCUGUAUAUUGCUUUGUACAUAAAUAAUAUAGUUUGCAGGGAUUUUUGUAUUAUUCUUUUCUAUUUUUUUCUGCAGUUUUUCAAAGACUGUAUGCAAACCGUGUUUACAAAUUGAUUUUGCAGUCAGUAUUGUAGAUUAUAGCAUUACCAUUUUUGUGUUUUUAUGGGCUCGUGAGUUCUUGUGUACUACAGGUUGUCCUUCCUUCUUAAAGACAAUUGCAUACACUUCCACCCAGCCCAUCCUGCUCCUUUCUUAAAUAUAUCCCAUUCCCAAUGAUCUGGUGUGAACCCUAACUUGUAGAAUGCAUGAGAAAAAGCUGCAUAUGUAUUUAUAUUGUUAAAUAUUAUAUGCUCAAUACUGAUUUACUUAUUAAUACAUGUUUUAGGGGUUUGUACUUGUUCUCUGGAAACUACAGUGUAGACAGAACUAAAUUACCUAGUAUCUGUAAUUUACAGACACACUAAUAUUUUCUUAUAAUACUUUCUAUAUGACCGUAUAAGGUAUGGGGAUAGUCCUUUAAAGGUGAUCUGUACCUUAGAAAAAAAACAGUUUUCUUAUAACAUUUGGGAUCAAUGAAGUAUUUUUGUGUUAUGUUCAGUGAUGAAUUAUAAACAAAGCACAAAAUGCAAGAAGUUAAAUAGGUAUUUCAAGAUGUCCUUAAAUGCUGCAGUUCAUUAUGGAACAAUGUUGUAAUAAUCUGAACAAUCUUCUAGGUUGACUGUCUUGGGCAAUCGUCCCUCACUUUUGUCAUUUCCUCUGGUGUUACCUUUGCCAAAUCCUGCAGUUCUUUCUUAGGAUCUGAUCAUGUGUAACUGACUGACUCAGAAUACAGUUUAUAGAAAACUGGAGAUCUGGGUGGGCAGGAAGUACAUUAUCAGGUACCCAGUCCAUCUUGCUAUAAUCCAGUGUAUAUGAGUUCAGCCUGUGGAAAGAGUUCAUGAUUUGGCCGUCUGCCUUUGCCUUUUUGAAAAGGGACCAACAGCAUCACCACGGGACCAAUGUAAUUGGGUAGCAUCCGUACAAAUACCUCCUGCUUUCUUAUGUAUUUUAAAGAGAACAACCACUCUAUUUUUUGACCAGGACAAGUGACAGUUGCUUCUCUAUCAUGGUCAUCUGUUCCCAUUGGGCAAAUACCUGUUGGCAUGAAGUCUGUGGCUAUAAUAAUUUCUAUUUGAUUAACAAGCAACAGUUUUUAGAGGAAUAAAAAUAAGUUAAUAUAAAUAUUCGUAACAAUUACAUCACGAAAAAUCUUUUAUGGCCUACUAGCUCUUUGACUGUGAUCCAAAACAAAGGAAACAUUGAAUAGCAAGUACUGUUGUCCCAGUGUGACUGAUACUUCAACUAUUCAGAAAACUAUGGGGCCAUGUUAUUCUGCUGAGGUUUUGGAGACAAAAUUUCUAGUAGAUACACAUAUAGGAAGUGUGUUGGUAUACCCUUGUAUUUUAAUCUCUUUCUUGUAUUUUAAAUCAGAUGUACCAGGUAUUAUCUUACUAGGAACCACAGGUAGAGUUGUGCUGAGUUACUAAUAGCUGUAAAACCUUAUUGAUACCAGUUUUGACAUUUUGUUAAAGCAUGAUGUCCAGUGCCUCUCUGCACUUAGAGUAGAUAACGUAGCUAUCAAUGUGUAAUUUCAGUGAAAUGGUGUAUACAGUAUAUGUAGCAGUGCUUUAAUUUAAUUUAAUUGGUGUCUGUGUAUUGAGCCAUAGUAGAAAAUUGGACUGUCUUUUAAAAUUUUGUUCUACUUUCUGUUUUUCAUUUGUAUCUGAGUUUGCUUCCUUUUAGCCCUUUAGCUGAUGAGGUUGUAGUAGUAACUGCUUUAUCUGUCUGUUAGGGAGUAUCCUGUUCUGAUAACAUUCAGAAUCAUGUAUGCAGCCAACUUACUGUAAAUGUUACUUUGAGUUUUCAGCUGUCUAACCAGUGUGGUAUGUGUUAGUACCUGCAUGUGCAUAGUUCCCCGGCAGUGAGUGAAAGCAAUCCCAGCAUCGAUUUGCUGCCUUGUAAAUGCAGUUGUUAAGCAUUAAGAAUUAAUGUUCACCUAGAAUUACUGGUUUCUGUUUUGUUUUCUUCUUGUUUGCUUGAAAUGUUGGGACUCCUAUCACCAGAAGUUUAAUAAGUCACUAUUUAAAUUGGCACAAUGAAUAAGGGAAAAUCCAUCUAACUGUGUUCCUGCUGGAUGCCCUGGCUGCUUUUGACUCUUCAUGCACUGUGAAUCACUCGGCCCUUAGUCACGUCACAGCAUCGAAGGAUACCUCUGAGUCACUUCCAGUUCCUCCUUGACCACAGACGCCAGCGAAGCAAGUGCAGUCACAGGGCUGUGAGUGGGCAAGGCUGCAGGCAGCAGCGGGCUGCUAAGCUAAAUGCUUCUCAAGCUACCGUGGUUGUUGUACAGGCCUGUUAUUUACAAAAAGUAUGUCUGAUCAUAAAACGGACGUACAAACUAUAUAGUCAGUGGCAAAAAUCUCCUGAAAUCAGGGCUACAGUGCAGAUCUGUAAGAAAAUAAGACCUUUCUGGGGCAAAACCUGAAGGUGGUUCUGAAAGAGCUUGGGACAGCGAGAAGAAGCUGGUUUGUUUCUAGAUACCCUGGGCCUGGAUCUCAUCAAUAUAAUCAUCCCCUGUGAGUAGAAGGAGAUCAAAAUCGGGCCCCAAAGCACAGAAUGUGUCCUGCUUGGUGAGCCCCAUUACGAUGCUACAGUAGGAACCGCACACUGCAGUGCUGUGUGCUGCCUAGUCAUCACCUCUGGCUCCCUCUUCAAAGCGACCAGGCACAAGCUGGAAUGUUUUCAGAUGUUUCAUGUUAAAAGGAUAAAAAGGAAGAGGGAUAAGGUUGGUGUUUCCCUUACACACAAGAAGUUCCCCAGAUUUUGAAAUGACAUACUGUACAGUAUCUAUAGCACAGUUUGUUUAAAAACUAAUGAAUGCAGAUGAUAACAAUUCUCCCAACUCUGGGCUCUGAUCUUGUAUAUUGUAGUUGGAAUGCCUCAUAGACUUGAGUCUAUUUUUGUAGUUCAGAUCCUCUCUUCCUCACAAUAAUCAGUAGUCAUUUGCUUUUAAUGCUUUCUUACGGUGUGAACUGAUUUCUGUAACUUUCGCGUAUAAAAUAAACUAGACAUUGCUUCUGUACUGGAAAUAGUUAAGAAUAUAGUAUUUCACUAAGUGUUGUACCUCUUAUGUACAUAUCAUCAAUAAAUGUUGAUUCAUAAUUUUCA